AUGGUGUCCCUGCAGAAUUCACCUACACUUCACCGAACUCUCUUUCAGAACUCUUUCCCUCAGAAACAUGGUAGUGGUUUUCGUUCGUCUAGAAGAGAUGGCAUUUCCUUCAUUGUUAAAGGUUCUCAUGAAGCUUCACAUUCUUCAACCGGGUUGAUUUCUCAAGAUGAACCAAGUAGGCGCCAAAUGAUCGCCAUUGGAGCUACUGCCCCGUUAGUCUUUUUGUUCGACCAACAAUCGAUUUCUUUUGCCGCAGAAUCAGGAUUUCAACCGGUUGUCGAUAGAAAAGACGGAUAUUCGUUUGUCUACCCUUUCGGGUGGCAGGAAGUAGUGAUUCAAGGUCAAGAUAAGGUGUUCAAAGAUGUUAUCGAACCGUUGGAAAACGUCAGCGUAACGAUGAUCCCAACUGGAAAACAAGAUAUUAAAGAGUUCGGAUCCCCAGAAGAGGUUGCUGCAACUCUAAUUAAAAAGGUUUUGGCUCCUCCAAACCAGAAAACAAAGAUAAUCAAAGCAACCGAGCGUGAUAUUGACGGAAAAGUAUAUUAUCAAUUCGAGUUCACUGCUCAGGCUCCAAACUUCACUCGCCACGCCCUCAGCGCAGUCUCUAUCGGCAAUGGUAAGUUUUACACGUUGACGACAGGAGCAAACGAGAGAAGGUGGGGGAAGAUGAAAGACAGAUUGCAGACCAUAGUAGAUUCCUUCAAACUUUUCAAUGUUUGA
Lathyrus sativus (Indian pea) is the source of this 720-nucleotide messenger RNA. The record is from the annotation of a GenBank genome assembly. Lineage: Eukaryota; Viridiplantae; Streptophyta; Magnoliopsida; Fabales; Fabaceae.